This is a messenger RNA of Fusarium sp. VM40, 1407 nucleotides long. The record is from the annotation of a GenBank genome assembly. NCBI's taxonomy places the organism in Eukaryota, Fungi, Ascomycota, Sordariomycetes, Hypocreales, Nectriaceae.
AUGGCGAAUAGUCUCAAAUCAGAUCUCUUAAAUUGCCUUUCGGGUUCCAAUGUGAUUGUCGAUGGCGACGAGGGGUGGCCCGAUGCAAUCAAGCGUUGGACAGGAUAUCAGGCUAAAAUUCCUGCAGCAAUAGUUCGAGUCAUCAACGAGGAGGACGUCAUUUCAGCGGUCUCCUAUGCGGUCCAAAACCAAAGGCCUUUUGUGGUUCGGGGAGGGGGCCACAGCAAUGGCUUUUCGACAGUGGACAGUCCCGGGAUUGUCAUUGAUCUCUCUGGAAUGAAUAAUGUCAGAGUUGAUGUUGAGAAGCAGGUGGUGGUUGUGCAGGGAGGCGCAACAAUGGGGGAUGGGGUGAAAGGGGCUGGCGAAGUGGGAAUGGCUCUCGCUACUGGAACAUGCAAUGAAGUGGGACUGAUUGGAGCUGCUCUUGGAGGUGGAAUAGGGCGCUUUCUCGGACAUUUGGGAUACGCAGCAGAUACCGUACUCUCCAUGCGAGUCAUUGUGGUAGACAACAGCGGAGUGACCCGCGUCGUUGAGGCAUCGGACGAAGUCAACCCGGACCUUCUCUGGGGCCUUCGUGGGAGCGGCCAUCUAUUUGGGGUGGUGGUUGAAGCUACUUUCCGAGCCCUCCCGUGGUCCUACGAUACUUGGCACAGUUGUCUGGUCUUUACGCCCGAUGAUGUAAGAGUGGUUGCUGAAGCUGUGGAUAAAGUUCAUUACCAGGGCGGUAUGCAAGGGCGGCUUGUAUUCUGCUCUCCAAACAAGCAGCCUGUCGUCCUUCUUCAACUGUGGUAUACGGGACCACCCGAAGAGGCAGCCAUCAAGUUCCACCCUCUGCUGGAUCUGCCGUCUCAGAAAGAUCAUCCUUUGAACUUUGUUGGCCGCCGAAUCCCUUACCUCCAUCUGAAUGACUCCAGUGACCGUAUAUGCGGCUAUGCUGGAAGAAAGAACCUAGCAGCAUUUGGCAUGAUCAAAAUGUCAGCGGAGUCUUGUGAAGUUGCACUUCAGGUCUACAUGGACUUUAUAGCUCAACACCCAGAGGCAGCCCAGACCCACAUCUUGACUGAGUUCUACAGCAUGGAUGUCGUCCGGCAGCUGGACCCAGAUGGGCAAAGAACGUCCAUUCCUGUUGAGCUCCGGCAAGAAGUUAAGUACUGGGUCAUGCCUCUGGCUUGGUAUGAAGACCCUGCGCUAGACAAGGUAUGCGCGGAGCUCAACAAGGACAUACAAGAGGCAUUCUUAAUUCAGCCAGAUGGAACACGUCUUAAGAGGGUGGGAUAUGUUAAUAUGCCAUUUGAAGAUGAUGCCGCCAACAGUAUCUUUGGUCAGGGAGAACGGCUAGAGAGGCUUAGGAGGCUUAAGAGCAAAUGGGACCCAUUUGGUGUUAUGCAAGGGAUUAUCAAGCUUUAA